AUGGCUUCUACUGCUGGUCGCGCUCGUCUCUUCAGCGACAACUUCUAUGGUGACGGCGCGAAGUCUUAUGAUUUCGGUUACCCUCGCAUUCAAGCCAACGUGGAUGACCCAUACCCCAACCCUGCCUACAACUCGUCUUCGACUUCAGCCAACCCUGGUGUGUACGCGAACAACAUGACCUAUGCAGGCUGCUACACUGAUUCAGGCUCGCGUACUUUGGCCAACAUGCUCUACGAUUCCCAAUCGAACACUGUCGAGAUGUGUACCAGCGCUUGCGCCAAAGCCGGUUAUGCAAUUGCUGGUAUGGAAUACGGUAGUCAGUGUUGGUGUGACAACACAAUCGGUCCCUACACUCAAAAAGUUCUGGAUCUUGGUUGUUCUGAAGCCUGCCCUGGCAACAGCACCGAGAACUGUGGCCAGUCCAACCGCUUGCAGCUCUACUCGAACAGCACCCUUGUUCAGGCUUCUGCUCCUUCAAACCCCGAAGUCGUUGGUAACUACUACUACUCUGGGUGCCACAACGAAUCGACCAGCGGCCGUGCUCUCUCUGCUACUUCAUACUCUGAUGGCAAGAACAUGACUCUUGAAAACUGUGCAGCCUUCUGCAAUGGUUACCAGUACUUUGGCAUCGAGUAUGCUGCCGAGUGUUACUGUGGUUCUUACUUCGGCGUCGGCAGUACCACCGUUUCGGACAGCUCUUGCGCAAUGACAUGUACCGGCAACUCGCUCGAACUCUGUGGUGGACCUGGCACUCUUUCUGUCUACGAGCUCAGCGACGAUGCGAACGUCGUGACUAUCACCCAGGGCUCGACUACUGCUGGUACCUCGUCAACCGCCCUCUCGCUCCCCACAGGCUUCUCAUCCUACGGCUGCUUCAUCGACUCGAGCACCCGCGCGCUGUCCUACUCCGCCUACUCCAGAAGCGACAACACCCCCUACAAGUGCGCAUCCACUUGCCAGAGCUUAGGCUACAAGUACGCAGGCACCGAGUACGGAAGCGAGUGCUGGUGCUCCAACACCGCACCUACCUCUUCGGCCAAGGCUACUGACUGUAACAUGGCGUGCAGCGGCGACAGCACCCAGACCUGUGGCGCUGGAAACCGUCUCUCCGUCUACGUGGACAACACCUGGGUGUCCAAGUUCAACGCCCGCCAAAGCUAUGGCACUUGGAACUUGAUGGCUUGCUACACCGACAACACCAAUGGUCGCGUGUUGCCGACCACCAUGAGCAUGACCGGCGGCGCCUCCAACGCCACGAUCGCAAACUGCCUUGACGCUUGUGCCAAGAGCGGGCUCAAGGUCUGCGGUGCCGAGUACUACCAAGAGUGUUAUGGAGGUUCAGUCGCCCCUAGCAGCAGCUUGAUUGCUGGAUCUGAUCCUUUGGCUGCUGGUUGCAAUUACCCUUGCAAUGGCAACAAGACCGAGGCUUGUGGUGGCUCUAACAAGAUUUUGGUCUAUGUUAACAAUGGCACUGUAUCUGCUUCUGCUGGUGCUCGUCGUCGUUGGUAA
Messenger RNA from Aureobasidium melanogenum CBS 110374, 1509 nucleotides. Its product is annotated as WSC-domain-containing protein. NCBI's taxonomy places the organism in Eukaryota, Fungi, Ascomycota, Dothideomycetes, Dothideales, Saccotheciaceae. The transcript has 2 exons. The coding region runs from base 1 to 1509 and encodes 502 amino acids. The record is from RefSeq and is a predicted model, not a curated record.